AUGGCGCUCGAUGGUUCCUUCUCUGCCACUCUGAGCCCAUCGGGCUCAGACACCUUCGGAUCCCAACUGCUAUCAAGCUCAAUAUCGUCCCUCGUCCCGUCCACAAAUCCACGCGUCGCGCCGUCGCAAAUAUCUAAGACAUAUAGGCAGGCGUCGCAGCUAUUCCUUACGCGUCGUCUGCCCGAAGCUUUGUCAACUCUCCUCCCACUGAUCACGCCCUCGACCGAAGGGCAUCAGGCCGAUGGUUCAAGAGAGCCUGCACCUGUCGUAAGGGCAUCACGGGCUACUAGGAUCAAAGUGUGGAGCUUGUAUCUGACCAUACUCAAUGCUGUCUUGGAAUUGGACUCUGAAGAAGGCAAAGACGCCUUCGGAACGCAAGAAUGGCGGACGUUGUGUCAGAAGGUCAGGAACGGCGAUGUUUGGGAGGAGGUUGUGCAGUUCGGGUAUCAUGGUGUUGAGGGGGAUGUUGAUUCUGAUGUUGUCAUAAAUCUCGCAACGCUUCUGCUCUCGCAUGCUCGAUCUCAGGUUGUGAACCAGAAACGACUUGAGAAUUAUCUGGCUGCUUCAAGCACCCCGAAUCUGGAUAUCUCCAGGCAGUUGGAAGCAGCUCGCUCAUAUAGACCCACGUCGCGAAGCGGAAGGUCAGCAUCAAAGGGAGCGGCCAGUGGUGCUGAUACACCAAGAGAUCUCAAUGCAAGAGUCAAGAUCCUUGAGUUGUAUACUUUGCAUGUAUUGCUAAGAAAUAAUGAAUGGGAUUAUGCAAGAGAGUUCAUCAGUGUGAGCUCAGUGCUUGACGAAGAGAGGCGAGAGGCGUUCUUGCAAGCUCUUCAGAGCCUCCAAGAAGAACAACAGGCACAGCAGCAAAGAGAACGGGAAGAGCAACAAAGACAGGAGGACAGUUUGAGAAGAGACAUCGAAGAUGCACGGCGACUGAGAGCAGAAAAUGAAGCUAGGGAGCAUCGUCGACUGGAAGAGGAACGCGUAAAGCGAGAAGCGAGUGAGGUCGAUUACGGCAUUGAACAGUCGCCACAUCCUUCAUCCCCAAGAAAGGCACGGAGUACCAGCAAUGGCUCGGCUUUGUCGAAAGCAGCCCCGUCAUAUUCGUCUACUUCCAAGGCGAAGAAGGCGACAGCGCCCCCUAGCUUGGGAACGAGAGCCGCUAUGGUUAUAGCAAAUCUUCGAAUUGUCAUUGAGCAGUUAGGAUCCUCGCUUAGAACGAAUCCCAUGCUGCUCAUGAGGCUGAUGGCCUUUAUUAUCAGUAUAAUAGUAGUAUUUGGUCGCAGGGAUCUCCGAGAGCGGAUAAAACGGAUUCUCGGGUCAGGAUGGAAUAAAGUGAAGCAGACUGCAGGAAUGGGCGUCAAAACAGGAGGUUGGAAAACUCACGUCUGUCCGCGAACUUCCGAGAUUUAUGAUCUUGGGGCACCCAUCGCGAUCCUUCUCGAGGCGUGUACACUCGAAGCAGUAGAAUGCGUCCGAUAUUCCUUCGCCACCGCAUACCACACACUUGUUCUGAUAGUUGCCGAAGCUGCACUCGUCACAGAUGCGAACGAGCGUCGUGGGGCGUACAUGGCUGAUCCCGACUCUGAGUCCAUUGUAGAUCGGAGCCAAGAUCCUACCAUGGCCAAUGCACAACAGAAGCGCAAGGCUUCCUCUCCUCUUGCUGCAGAGGACACAUCUCCCAGCUCUACAAAGAGAAGUAGACCAGAAAGCAAUCAUACCGAUGAGCGACACGAGUCUCGACCCAGGUUCACGAGGGAAGCAGGCCCAGACCGGCGCGAGAUGGCGCGUCAGGAAGAAAAGAAGCGUGGAAGACGGUUAUUAGGUGGUUUGAUGAACACUCUUAGCCAAGCCAGUGCCGGCCCCCAGCACAGGAAGCGUCAAGACAUUGAGCGACGACAGCAGGCAAAAUCUACCCAGCAACGGGCUGAAGAGGAUCGCUUUCGCAUGCAGAAACUUUCCAAGCUAGAAGCCGUGCGCAAGGUUGAACAACUCAAAUUCGACGAGCAAGUUAUGAAAACUAGACACAACGAUAUGCUAGCUAAGGCCCGUUACUUACAAACCAAAGCUACACCAAGGAUUUACUACCUGCCAUGGGAGCUCACCAGAAGGCAAGAAGAAGCAAUCAAGCAUCAGAUCCAUGAGGCUGAAAAGAUUAUUGACAAAGAAAUCUCGGGGUUUCAAGAGCGCAAGAAUCAGCGCCUCGAAGUCUUGGGCGUUACUGAAAAGCCAUCUUUGAACAACAAAGAGGAAAUAGUGGGUAAACUUAUUGAUGAAUCACCUACUGACAAGUCGCAACCUGUUCCUACUAAUCGUCCUCCUUCACGCGCUACUAAUAAGGUCGGUCCCGAGAAAGAGUCUGAUAGAGUCGAUGAUGUUAUGAUAGAGGAGGACGAAGAUACUGCGGUGGACUGCCUGACUCCUAAUGAUCCCCGGGUUGAGCACAAGUUCGCUGAGGUGGGGGGCUUCAAGUAUCACUACAUGUUGGCAAAACCGGCUGAGAAGCCAACGGCGACGGUAUUCCUUAUCCAUGGCUGGCCAGAUCUUGGUAUGGGAUGGCGCUACCAGGUCCCUUACUUGCUGUCCAUGAACCUACAAGUCGUUGUGCCAGACAUGCUGGGUUAUGGACAAACCGAUGCGCCAGACUCGUAUGAAGAGUACAGAAUGAAGAACAUGACAGCUCAUAUGGUUGAGAUUGUGAAAAGUGUCACUGACCAGCCCAUUAUCCUUGGUGGACACGAUUGGGGUGGUCUUUUUGUUUGGCGCAUGGCGCAGUAUUACCCUGAAUUGAUCCGAUGCGUCUUCUCGGUCUGCGUUCCCUACCUACCUCCAUCUUCAGUGAGAUUGGCGUUGCCAGAUUUAGUGGCCAAGAUGCCCAACUUCACAUACCAGCUGCAGCUUGCAGGCGGCAGGGCGGAAGAAAUAGUAGCGAAGUCACCCGAGCGCGUCCGCGGGUUCGUCAACGGCAUGUUCGGCGGCAAGACACCGGAGGGCAAGCCGGUCUUCUCCGUCAACGUUGGUGUCCUUGAGGAAAACAUUGACAGCAUCGGCCAGAGCCCGAUGAUGAGCAAGGAGAUGACCGAUUUCUACGUGCAGGAGUUCUCUCGUCACGGCCUCCACGGCCCCUGCAACUGGUACCGGACGCGCGAGCUCAACGGAGAUGACGAGGAGGUGAUGGCGAAGGACUCGUUCAAAUACCCUAUGCCUGCUAUGUUGCUCAUGGCAGACCAGGAUGCAGCGCUGCCCGCUUGGAUGGCGAGGGGUCAGGAACAGCACUUUGCGGCGAGCCUCAAGCUGGAGACGCUUGAGGGUUGUUCGCACUGGGCUAUGAUCCAGAAGCCCGCUGAGGUGAAUAAGCACAUUGGCGACUUUAUCAAGGGCAUUUUAGGCGACGAGAUUAAGCCUACUCUAUAG
Molecule: messenger RNA, 3411 nt
Organism: Xylaria bambusicola
Lineage: Eukaryota; Fungi; Ascomycota; Sordariomycetes; Xylariales; Xylariaceae
Exons: 9
Coding region: 1-3411 (1136 amino acids)
Molecular function (GO): hydrolase activity
Source: RefSeq, a predicted model, not a curated record